Arabis nemorensis is the source of this 249-nucleotide messenger RNA. NCBI's taxonomy places the organism in Eukaryota, Viridiplantae, Streptophyta, Magnoliopsida, Brassicales, Brassicaceae. The record is from the annotation of a GenBank genome assembly.
AUGGGUCUUCAAAGCAUAUCUACGGGUCUUCGUACAGUUUCUGAUCGAGGAUGCAAGGAAGCUGUAGAGUUUUUGGAAAGAAUUUCAACAUUUGAGGAUAUCGGGUUGGGCGCGCUCCGUUACCCUUAUGCCAUUAAUAUCUACAAAUUUGCAUAUUUGUUGAGAAGAUAUUGGCGUGAGAAAGAGCAGGAUAACCUCCUCAACAACCCUGAUAUGUUUGAGACUCCAUUAGGUAGCUACUCCAUAUGA